UCUCUCUCUCUCUCUCUCUCUAGCAUUGAUUCAGAACUCCCUCUCUCUACCAUUAGUAGACAAGUUUCUCUCUCCUACUUUUAAGAAGAAGCUUUCGAGACUUUCCCUGCUUAUAAGAAUCUCUCUCCUCCAAUUUCCAACGGGACUUUCUCUGCUGGGGUCCCUCUCUCUCUUCCAAUUUUCAAAGAGAAGCUCUGCUUGAGUUUCUCUCUCCUCUCUUUCUCUCUAAAUUUUUUAUUGAGUAGCUCUGCUUGAGUUUCUCUUUUGACAUAUAUUAAGGUUCCUCUAGUCUCUGUCUCUCUCUCUGUCUCUCUGUUUACCAUGGAUUCGACCUCCUCUCCGCUCUGUAUGAACACUGUAGAUAUCUCUGGUGUUCUAAGGCACCAAACAUCGAGACCCAAUUCAAGGUUGUCAAAAAUAGCGAAUUUCUCGCUCCCAAUCUCUUCUUUCUCUCUUUACAGAGCACCCAUCAGCGCCCCAAUUGCUCCCCUCUCCAGCCACUAUGGUUUCAGAGCUUCCAUAUCGCAACACAGUUCAGAACUUUUGAAAUUGGGUCAAGUUCAGAGCCAAAAAAGCAGGAGGAGGUUCUCGGUUUCAGCUGUUUUCGAGAGAUUUACAGAGAGAGCAAUCAAAGCCGUGAUGUUUUCCCAAAAGGAAGCGAAGAGCCUGGGCAAAGACAUGGUCUUUACCCAACAUCUUUUGUUGGGUUUGAUUGCAGAGGAUCGAAGCUCUGACGGGUUUCUCGGCUCUGGCAUAACAAUUGAGAAGGCACGAGAAGCAGUCGUUAAUAUUUGGAGUGAGAGCUCUACACCCAUGGCUGAUUUGGGCGGUGCAGCUUCUGCAACCGAUGUGCCUUUCUCAUUGAGUAGCAAGCGUGUUUUUGAGGCAGCAGUCGAGUAUUCGAGAAAUAUGAAUUACAAUUACGUUGCACCAGAGCACAUUGCAGUCGGGUUAUUCACUGUUGAUGAUGGCUCUGCUCUCAAGGUCAUUGAAAGAUUGGGCGUGGACCCGGACCACUUAGCAUCUAUUGCAGUCACGAGGCUUCAAGGUGAGCUAGCCAAGGACGGUAGAGAGCCAUCCAUUUCGUCAAACAAGCCUCGUGAGAAAUCAACUCCUGGCAAGAGCUCUAUCUCAAGAGUCUCGGAUAGAAGGAAAGAGAAAAGUGCAUUGUCUCAAUUCUGUGUGGAUCUCACUGCUCAAGCUGGUGAGGGCCUAAUUGAUCCUGUAAUUGGGAGAGACAAAGAGCUCAAUAGAGUUAUUCAGAUCCUUGGACGAAGAACAAAGAACAAUCCAAUUCUUUUAGGAGAACCAGGUGUCGGGAAAACUGCUAUUGCUGAAGGCUUGGCUAACCAUAUUUUGAACGGAGAGGUUCCCUUGUUUCUUUCGGGAAAGCGUAUAAUGUCCUUGGAUAUUGGUUUACUAAUGGCGGGCGCCAAGGAGCGGGGGGAGUUGGAGGCACGAGUUAAUAACAUAUUGAGUGAAAUCCAAAAAGAAGGUAACAUAAUUCUCUUCAUUGAUGAAGUGCAUACACUCAUUGGGUCUGGAUCAGUUAAAGCAGGCAAAGGGUCAGGUCUCGAUAUUGCCAAUUUGUUGAAGCCUUCUCUUGGGAGGGGUGGUUUACAGUGUAUGGCUUCUACAACAGUGGAUGAGCACCGUCAACAUUUUGAGAAGGACAAAGCAUUAGCCCGGAGGUUUCAACCUGUGCUAAUAAAUGAGCCUAGCCAGGAGGAUGCAGUAAAGAUAUUAUUGGGUUUGCGAGAGAAGUAUGAAUCUCACCACAAUUGCAGAUUCACCUUGGAAGCUAUAAAUGCAGCUGUCCAUUUGUCUGCAAGAUAUAUUGCGGAUCGACAUCUUCCCGACAAGGCCAUUGAUCUCAUUGAUGAAGCUGGAAGUAGAGCUCGUAUGAAUGCUUUCAGGAGGAGGAAGGAACAACAAACCAGUAUCCUUUCGAAGAGUCCUACUGAGUAUUGGCAAGAAAUCCGAGCUGUUCAAGCUUUGCAAGAGCAGGUCCUAGCCAAUAAAAAUACAUACUCACUGAACGAUGAUAGUGGAGACAGUUCCGUCAUGGUCCCUGGAGUUAAAAGUGAAGUUGAUCCUGCCCCAGAACCAAAUGUGCCUGGCUCAUCAGAUGAAAAUGAGCCUGUUAUGGUCGGGCCAGAUGACAUAGCCGCAGUUGCUUCUUUGUGGUCGGGGAUCCCAGUACAGCAGCUAACUGCAAAUGAACAAAUGAUGUUGUAUGGUCUUGAUGAGCAGCUCCAGAACCGUGUGAUUGGUCAAGAUGAGGCUGUCAGUGCCAUCUCUAGAGCCGUAAAAAGAUCACGAAUUGGCUUAAAGGACCCCAACAGACCUAUUGCCGCCAUGCUCUUCUGUGGCCCAACUGGAGUUGGUAAAACUGAACUAACAAAAGCCUUGGCUGCAAGUUACUUUGGAUCGGAGGAUGCCAUGAUAAGAUUGGACAUGAGUGAAUUCAUGGAGGCCCAUACUGUGAGCAAAUUGAUUGGAUCACCCCCUGGAUACGUAGGCUAUGGUGAGGGAGGGACUCUCACUGAAGCUGUUCGGAGAAAACCCUUCACUGUGAUACUCCUCGAUGAAAUUGAGAAGGCUCAUCCACAAAUAUUUAACAUCCUGCUACAAGUGUUUGAGGAUGGCCACCUCACUGAUUCUCAGGGCCGGAGAGUAUCUUUCAAGAAUACUCUGAUCGUUAUGACAUCAAAUGUGGGAUCAACCUCUAUUGCAAAGGGUGGGCGUAACACCAUCGGCUUCUUGAUUGCUGACGACAAGGAGUCAAGCUCUUAUUCUGCAAUCAAAGCUCUAGUUAUGGAGGAGUUGAAGGCAUUUUUCAGACCAGAGUUACUCAACAGGAUAGAUGAAGUGGUCACUUUCCGGCCCCUCGAGAAGAGACAGAUGCUAGAGAUUUUGAAUCUAAUGCUUCGAGAGGUGAAGACCAGACUUCUUUCUCUAGGAGUCGGCCUAGAGGUCUCUGAAGCCAUCAAGGAUCUCAUUUGUGAACAGGGUUACGACCGAAGCUAUGGGGCUCGUCCCCUACGAAGAGCAGUGACCCUAUUGGUCGAAGAUGUUCUUAGUGAAGCCCUUCUUACAGGAGAGUACAAGCAAGGAGACACUGCCUUAAUAGAUGUAGAUAGCACUGGAAACCCAUUUGUCACAAGGCACGAAAACCCGGAUCGAUCUGAUCACAAUAUGCAUUUCUCUUCAGUGAGAUCAGCUUUGUGAUGCCCAAGAGUAUAUAAUAUACAUUAUGUGCAUACAUACAUACAGAGUCUUGAUUCAUGUUUAUUCUGUUGGGACCCCAUGGGGUUUAUUCUUCUUUGUAUAGUUAUAAGUGAAUGUUUAUUUUUAUUAUGAAUUUAUCUAUAGGCAUUAUUCUUUUAAAAAUGGAAAAGCAAAAGAGGUCCUAAGAGCUGUGAAUUUAUCAGCAA
Messenger RNA from Amborella trichopoda, 3437 nucleotides. It is a transcript of the gene ERD1, whose product is annotated as Clp ATPase. Gene Ontology annotation, cellular component: cytoplasm. Gene Ontology annotation, molecular function: ATP binding; ATP hydrolysis activity. The record is from RefSeq and is a predicted model, not a curated record. Lineage: Eukaryota; Viridiplantae; Streptophyta; Magnoliopsida; Amborellales; Amborellaceae. Gene Ontology annotation, biological process: cellular response to heat.